This is a messenger RNA of Bufo gargarizans (Asiatic toad), 1394 nucleotides long. RefSeq names its product proteinase-activated receptor 1-like. The transcript has 6 exons. NCBI's taxonomy places the organism in Eukaryota, Metazoa, Chordata, Amphibia, Anura, Bufonidae. The coding region runs from base 3 to 1394 and encodes 463 amino acids. Gene Ontology annotation, cellular component: membrane. Gene Ontology annotation, molecular function: thrombin-activated receptor activity. The record is from RefSeq and is a predicted model, not a curated record. Gene Ontology annotation, biological process: thrombin-activated receptor signaling pathway; positive regulation of Rho protein signal transduction; blood coagulation.
AUAUGUUGCCUUACGGUAAAAUUCCAACAGGUGAGCGUUCUGAUGUUUUUGUCAGCUUUAAACGAUACAAUAAUAACACAGUUGUUUACACUUUAAAAGAAGUCACAAAAUUCUACCUCUACAGUCAGUGGUUGACCAAGUUUGUACCAUCAAUCUACAUCGUGGUGUUCACUGUGGCUCUGCCUCUAAAUCUGAUGGCAAUUGUAAUAUUUCUAUCAAAGAUAAAAAUCAAGACGCCGGCGGUGGUAUAUAUGCUGAACUUGGCGAUAGCAGACGUGCUUUUUGUUGCCGUCUUGCCUUUCAACAUUGUUUAUAGAUUCUCAGGGAACAACUGGAAAAUUGGAGAAGGAAUGUGCCGCUUUGCCACUGCGGCAUUUUACUGUAACAUGUACUGCUCCAUCCUGCUCAUGACAAGUAUGAGUGCGGACAGAUACAUGGCCGUGGUGUUUCCAAUUCACUCUCUUACCUGGCGUACAAAAAAACGAUCUUGGCUGGUGUGUGUCUUCAUCUGGCUUGUAUCUAUUGCUAGCACUGUGCCUCUUCUCAUCACCAAUCAAACUCUUUACGUUGACGGAUUGGACAUUACAACUUGCCACGAUGCACUGGACUUAAAAGAGCAGCAGAGCUUUUACAUGUACUACUUCACUGCCUUUUCUUCUAUAUUUUUCUUCUUUCCAUUAAUCAUUACAAUCUUCUGUUACGCUGAGGUUAUUCGGGCCUUGAGUGAAAACCCCAAAAACAUUAAAAAUUCUUCUUCUAAGAAGAAGAGAGCUAUUCUCUUAUCCAUAAUAGUCCUUUCUGUGUUCAUGAUUUGCUUUGGCCCAACAAAUAUCAUCUUUUUAAUGCAUUAUCUGCACUUUCAUUCUGGACAUUCUGACUCUCUAUAUUUUGCCUACAUUCUGUGUGUUUGUAUCAGCAGCAUAAGUACUUGUCUGGAUCCUUUAAUGUAUUACUAUGUGUCAUCGAGGUGUCGGAAAUAUGUAUAUAGCCUAUUAUGCUGUAAGAUGUCCGAUAAACUAAAGACCGAAAACUAUAUGCACAUGACUGUUGAGAGUUACGACCAGCUACUGCAGCGCAUUUCUACACGCAUCGAAAGACAGGAUACCCGCUUCAGAAGGGCAACUUUCUCCUGCAGAGUGGCUAAUGCUGACAAUAAGGUUUCUUGCUACGAGAGAAAGUCUGUCAUCGCUGCAUUACCAGUAUCGGAUGGGAAUUUUGACGAUCUCCAUUCCAUUUAUAUAUUUCAACAAAAAGUGCUAGAAGGGGUGAAAGCCCUAGUGUACCCCACAGCAAAUAAGUAUUUAGACAUCGGGGAAGAAAAAGCCUUGAAGUGGCUACAAACCCGCGAUGACAUGGUUAUAAAGCCGGCAGACAAGGGAGGCAAUGUGGCCUAA